AUGGACAAAGAAAACAGCAACGCUUCAUCCAAGCCUGCUGAAGUGAAUAUAUCAAAUAUUUCAAUUCAGGUGGUCAGUGCCCAAGGGAAGCUGCCAGGGAGACCACCACCACGAAAACUCAUCAGCAGAGCCAAAUUCAAGAAGACACCACCUGGGAAGAAAGCUCCCUUUUGGAACGUCCAAAACAAAAUCAUCCUCUUCACAGUGUUUUUAUUCAUCCUGGCAGCCAUAGCCUGGACACUUCUGUGGGUCUACAUCAGUAAGACAGAAAGCAAAGAUGCUUUUUACUUUGUUGGGAUGUUCCGCAUUACCAACGUUGAGUUUCUUCCUGAACACCAACAGAAAGAGUCCAGGGAAUUUCUUUCAGUGUCACGGACGGUGCAGCAAGUGAUAAACCUUGUUUACACCACAUCUGCCUUCUCCAAAUUUUACAAGCAGUCCGUCGUUGCAGACAUCAGCAGCAACAACAAGGGUGGCCUCCUUGUUCACUUUUGGAUUGUGUUUGUCAUGCCACCUGCCAAAGGCCAUAUCUUCUGUGAGGACUGCGUGGCGGCUGUCUUGAAGGACUCCAUCCAGACCAGCAUUAUAAACCGGACCUCUGUGGGGAGUUUGCAGGGUCUGGCUGUGGACAUGGACUCUGUGGUACUAAAUGCUGGGCUUCGGUCAGAUUACUCUUCAACCAUAGGAUCUGGCAGAGGCUGCUCUCAGGACUUCUAUGCAGAGCACCUGUCUCUCCGAUACCCUCUGGAGAUUUCUGCAACUUCAGGGAGGCUGAUGUGCCAGUUUAAGCUGGUUGCCCUAGUGGGCUAUCUGGUUCGUCUCUCCAUCGAGUCCAUCCAGAUAGAAGCAGACAACUGUGUCACCGACUCCUUGACCAUUUACGACUCGCUCUUGCCAAUCCGGAGCACCAUAUUAUACAGAAUCUGUGAACCCACAAGAACAUUAAUGUCAUUUGUUUCCACAAAUAAUCUCAUGUUGGUGACGAUUAAAUCUCCUUAUAUACAGAGGCUGUCAGGAAUCCGUGCAUAUUUUGAGGUCAUUCCAGAACAAAAAUGUGAAAACACGGUGUUGGUCAAAGAAAUCACUGGCUUUGAAGGGAAAAUCUCGAGUCCAUAUUACCCAAGCCACUAUCCUCCGAAAUGCAAGUGUACCUGGAAAUUUCAGACUCCCCUGUCAACACUUGGCAUAGCACUGAAAUUCCAUAACUAUUCAAUAACCAAGAAGAGUUUGAAAGGCUGUGACCAUGGAUGGUGGGAAAUUAAUGAGCACAUGUACUGUGGCUCCUAUGUGGAUCACCAGACGAUUUUCCGAGUGCCCAGCCCCGUCGUUCACAUCCAGCUCCAGUGCAGCUCAAGGCUUUCAGACAAGCCACUGUUGGUAGAAUAUGGCAGCUACAACAUCAGCCAACCCUGUCCUGAUGGAUUCUUCAGAUGCUCUUCUGGCUUGUGUGUCCCUCAAGCCCAGCGCUGUGAUGGGGUAAAUGACUGCUUUGAUGAGAGUGAUGAACUUUUCUGUGAGGUUCUUAAGCCUGCUUGCAACACCAGCUCCUUCAGGCAGCAUGGCCCUCUGGUCUGCGAUGGCUUCAAGGACUGUGAGGAUGGAAAGGAUGAGCAGAACUGCACCCAGAGCAUCCCGUGCAGCCAUGGAACUUUUAAGUGUGGUAAUGAUGUUUGUUUUAGGAAGCAGAAUGCGAAAUGUGACGGGACAGUGGAUUGUCCUGAUGGCAGCGAUGAAGAAGGCUGUAGCUGCCCCAGGAGCUCUUCUGCCCCCUACCGCAUCAUCGGGGGCACAGACACACUGGAAGGGGGCUGGCCAUGGCAGGUCAGCCUUCACUUUGUCGGGUCUGCCUACUGUGGCGCAUCAGUCAUCUCCAGGGAGUGGCUUCUCUCAGCGGCCCACUGUUUCCAUGGGAACAGGCUGUCUGACCCCAUGCCAUGGACCGCUCACCUGGGGUUGUAUGUGCAGGGGACCGCCAAGUUUGUCUCCCCGGUGAGAAGAAUUGUGGUCCACGAAUACUAUAACAGCCAGACUUUUGACUAUGAUAUUGCUCUGCUACAGCUCAGUGUCGCCUGGCCUGAGACCCUGAAACAGCUCAUUCAGCCCAUAUGCAUUCCUCCCUCUGGCCAGAAAGUGCGCCCUGGGGAGAAGUGCUGGGUAACCGGUUGGGGGCGAAGGCAUGAAGCAGACAGUAAAGGCUCCGCUGUUUUGCAGCAAGCGGAGGUAGAGAUCAUGGACCAAACCCUCUGUGUCUCCACCUAUGGGAUCAUCACGUCACGGAUGCUGUGUGCCGGGGUCAUGUCAGGCCAGAGAGAUGCUUGCAAAGGAGAUUCGGGUGGACCUUUAUCUUGUCGAAGAAAAAGUGAUGGAAAAUGGAUUUUGACUGGUAUUGUUAGCUGGGGAUAUGGAUGUGGAAGACCAAACUUUCCUGGUGUUUACACAAAGGUGUCAAACUUUGUUCCUUGGAUUCAUAAAUAUGUCCCUUCUCUUUUGUAAUUGGAUUUUUGGCUAUGGUUCCUGUGACAGAUUCUUGAAUAAGAAUGCAAUAAUUAUCAAAUAAAAUGAGUCACUUAAUUCUGGAAAUGUCAGGUUGCCCACAUUCUGUAUUUAUUGAAAUAUACGCAGAUUAAUAUGUAUUUUAUUCCAUUAAAAAUUGUCUUGGGAUAUAAGUAUCUUCAUUCUUAAGUAUCAAAAAGCUAUAGGGUCAGGGAUGGAAGAAACCUAAAGUACCAUCAUGAACCGAGCUUCUAAAAUAAGAUGGGAAAUGAAUGAAACGCUUACUUUAUUUUAUGUGCCCAUACAAGGUACAAGGUACAGAUAUUGGUAAGGAUUUAAGCAAAUUUGAUUUACUGAAAUAAAAAAUUCUGUUAGAAAAAAAAGCCCUGGUCUCUAGCUUUCUCUUGAAGUUAAGUGUGCAAAAAUAUUCCCUUUACAAAUGCAAAUAAAACUCAGUCGCUGCUAGAGGAAGUACCUAUAUUCCUGCUUUUAAAUCCAAGUUUACCUAAUCAUGUUGUUGUUGUUGUUGGUUGCCUUCCACUCGGCUCCAGACUCAUGGUGACCUCAUGUACAACAGAACAGAAUGCUGCCCGGUCUUGUGCCAUCCCCAUGGCCGGUUGCAGAUUGGAUCCCUAACCUUAUUAGGUUAUGUAAUAUCUUCAGCUUGGCAUGUGGUAGUCUUGUAUACAGGGAAACCAAUUUACCAACAAACAAAACCAUUGGUUAACAACCUUCACUCAGAUUAUAGAAUGAAGCAUCUUGGUAGUUUGGACUGAAAGUAUGAGUAUGGGAUUCAAGGAAAUUGUGGUAAUACUGGCCAGCAGUUGAAAAGCAAGGGAAUUUUUCAUUAUAGUUAUUGUCCUAGUCUGGGUUCUCUAAGAGGAGCAAAACCAGUGAAGCAUAUGUAUAUAUAUAGAGAGAGCAAUUUAUUUAAAGGAAAUGGCUCAUGCAGUUGUUGGGGCUGGCAAGUCUCAAAUCCGUGGUUCAGAAGACACCAGUCUGAUGACCUCUGCUGGUUCACAGGGCUGCAGGGGCUGAUGAACUCAAAACCUGCAGGUCA
This is a messenger RNA of Loxodonta africana (African savanna elephant), 3553 nucleotides long. RefSeq names its product transmembrane serine protease 7 (gene TMPRSS7). Lineage: Eukaryota; Metazoa; Chordata; Mammalia; Proboscidea; Elephantidae. Gene Ontology annotation, biological process: proteolysis. Gene Ontology annotation, molecular function: serine-type endopeptidase activity; protein binding. The coding region runs from base 1 to 2493 and encodes 830 amino acids. The transcript has 18 exons. The record is from RefSeq and is a predicted model, not a curated record.